AUGAACAACGCAACGACCGCGCAACCACAACAGGUGUUACACCUUCAGUUUUCUGUGUCGAUGAUUGUUGUUAACUCUUUCAGUGGUGUAUUAGCGACAGUUUUGAACCUCUUGAUCAUUAUGACUUUUGUAAAGACGCCAGCUUUGCGAGAAUCGUCCGCCAACAUUCUUAUCCUAAGCUUAGCCGUCACUGACAUUUUAGUUGGAACUUUGCUGCAACCUAUUUACUGUACGUUCGUUUUUUCAGCAACCAGCAACUACGCCUUGGACAAGAAACUUUUUAAAGUAUAUCAGACUGUUAAAACGACAUUAAUAAAUGCAUCACUUUUCACAAUAACUGCGAUUAGCGUCGAUCGAUUUCUAGCUCUCCACCUUCAUCUCAGAUACCAGGAAUUCGUCACAACGAAACGGACUUCAAUGGUGUUAAUUGCAAUUUGGACAUUCAGUGCGUUAUGGGGUUCUCUACCUGCCGUCAUCAAUGAAGAAUUUGUUUGGGUCCAUACUGCAAUUAACUAUCUAAUGCUUUUACUUUUGCUAAUAAAUAUUGGUCUGAUGCUGAGAAUAUCUCGCAUAGUCCGUCAACAUUCAGCGCAAAUCCAUGUUCAACUGCAAAAUAUGCAGCCUGGGGCAGCAGUAAACUUUAAGAGAUCGUUUAACAUUAUGUACUUUAUACUUGGAACAUUUUUCCUGUGUUAUGCCCCGUAUAUAUGUUUCUGGAUUAUCCAAAAAUGUACGGGAAAAAUUAACAAUACAUAUGUUGCAGCGAGCGUGGUCAAUACCAUUCUGUUUAUGAACAGCGCUAUCAACCCAAUUGUAUAUUUCUGGAGAAUACAAGACAUGCGAAAUGCUGCCCUUCAAUUGUUACCAUGGCGAUUUUUCAGAAGGCAGAACAGUGACGACUUGAACAACUGCAACACCAAUAGCAAUAACAUUGAYAAUAUCAAUUGCAAUAAUAGCAAUUGCGCUGUUAAUAUUUAGUUAAAGAAAGAAUUUUCAAAAUAAUCGGCCUAGUGCGUAUCUUGACAUAUGAUCAUUGUAUUUCCAUAUGUACAUAUAUCAUUCUCAACCUGUAUAUUUAUGCAUUUAAUUCUAUUGUGAUUUUCAGUUAUAGUAUAUCUGCUCUUYUGUUCAAAUCUUUGCUUUCCAAUGCUGCAAUAA
Molecule: messenger RNA, 1158 nt
Organism: Exaiptasia diaphana
Lineage: Eukaryota; Metazoa; Cnidaria; Anthozoa; Actiniaria; Aiptasiidae
Product: histamine H2 receptor-like
Exons: 1
Coding region: 1-978 (325 amino acids)
Biological process (GO): G protein-coupled receptor signaling pathway
Cellular component (GO): membrane
Molecular function (GO): G protein-coupled receptor activity
Source: RefSeq, a predicted model, not a curated record